AUGGCAACGGCCUCGUUGGAACCACACACCGUAAGGUUCUACGUCCGCGACGCGAUCUCCGGCCGGAGGAUGUUGGUGGACACGGGGGCGAUGCACUCGAUAUUCCUGCCAUCAGGAAAAGACCGUAGCCGCAAGCCCGACAAAACAACUGCCCUCGUCGCCACAAACGGGACCCCCAUCCGUUCCUACAGCACGAAGUCCCUCGAGAUAUCCAUCUUGGGGCGAAACUACAUCUGGGUAUUCACCAUCGCGGACGUCAGGAUCCCGCUAUUGGGAGCAGAUUUCCUGGCGCAGAACGGCCUCCUGGUGGACGUGGGCCACAAACGCCUCCUCGACACGGGGACAUACCUUUCCCUACCACUGGCAGGAGGCCCGGGCGCCCCUACAAUUUGUACCAUCGCCCCCCACAAGUACGGCAACCUCUUGCAGGAAUUCCCCAAAGUCUUCAAGCCAGAACUUAGUCAGGCGGCAGGGAUGCCGCCCAAGCACGGAAUAUUCUACCACAUAACCACCACAGGCCCCCCGACACACGCAAAGUUCCGACAACUCCCUCCAGGCCGCCUCCAGGAGGCGAAGCAGGCGUUCUCGGAGAUGGAAUGGAUCGGCAUCUGCAAGAAAGCAUCGAGCCUUUCGCUACAAUCCCCGACCAAUACCCCUUGCCAAACAUGCAGGAUUUGA
This is a messenger RNA of Macrobrachium nipponense, 678 nucleotides long. RefSeq lists its product as uncharacterized. The record is from RefSeq and is a predicted model, not a curated record. Bases 1 to 678 code for a protein of 225 amino acids. Gene Ontology annotation, molecular function: aspartic-type endopeptidase activity. The transcript has a single exon. Gene Ontology annotation, biological process: proteolysis. NCBI's taxonomy places the organism in Eukaryota, Metazoa, Arthropoda, Malacostraca, Decapoda, Palaemonidae.